AUGUCCAGCUCAAGCAAGAAGGUCGCCAUCGUCACCGGCGGAGUGUCUGGCAUCGGUGCAGAGUUGACUCGCAAAUUGAUCAGCGAAGGAUGGAGAGUCGCUGCACUGGACAUUCCCUCGCAGAGCCACCUCGCUCAAAAGCUCUCAGACGAGCUUGGAGACAAGUUCAUGUUCUGCCAGGGUGACAUCAGCCGGUACCAGGAGCAAGCGAGUGCAUUCUCCACGGUGUUCCAGAAAUGGGGUCGUCUGGACGCGCUGUGUGCAAACGCUGGCAUCAUCGAUCGGAGCUCGAUUUACAUCCUCAAGUGGCGUGGCAAGACCGAAAUCCCUCCGGAGCCAGACCUGUCCUGUACGGACGUGUGCCUGAAGGCGACCAUCUACGGCGUGCAACUCGCCAUCCAUUUCAUGCGGCAGAAUCCCACCCCGGGCGGGAGCAUUGUCGCAACGUCUAGUAUGGUGGGGGUCCACCCGGUGGCAUCGUUUCCUGAGUAUUCUGGAGCCAAAGCUGGAGUCAAUGGAUUCGUGCGAGCCUGUGCGCCGUACCUGCAGUUCAAAGAAAACAUCACCAUCAACACCGUCUGUCCCGGCGUGGUGCCGACUCAAUUCAUCAGCCAACACAUGCGGGACACGUUUGGCGAAGACUCCCUGACACCGGCCUCGACCAUCGUCGGCGCGUACUGGAAAUGCCUGAGCGACCGAUCUCUGAAUGGGGAGUUUAUCGAAUGCUCUCGGGACCAGCAUUUCAUCUUGAAGAGGCCCGAGUACGCGGAUGGAGAAGUGAGCAAGCGAACCACGACCGUCUACGAUCCGUACUUUGUGACAAUCCAUGGCGAGCCGUCAGGACUUCCAGACAUUGUAAGGAAGAGGACUUAG
Messenger RNA from Fonsecaea erecta, 873 nucleotides. RefSeq lists its product as hypothetical. Gene Ontology annotation, molecular function: oxidoreductase activity, acting on the CH-OH group of donors, NAD or NADP as acceptor. Gene Ontology annotation, cellular component: cytoplasm. The transcript has 6 exons. The record is from RefSeq and is a predicted model, not a curated record. Lineage: Eukaryota; Fungi; Ascomycota; Eurotiomycetes; Chaetothyriales; Herpotrichiellaceae. The coding region runs from base 1 to 873 and encodes 290 amino acids.